UUGUCCGUGAGACAAUAGCCCCUUGGCGUCAGAGCUGUCGUAUAGGAGAUAAAAUUGGAGGAGGUAAACGAACCUCUCGAACGUGCCAGUACGUAAGAUGGCGAGAAGGGCGACAGAGAAUGGGACCGAUCGAUAGCGCAGCUCUCGGCGUGGCGCUCUGUGCGCGUGCGCAGUGAACGUGCGCUCGGAGCGAUCGAUUGGACAGGAUUCGCGCCUCCAUUUUUCUGGGAGAGAGCGGGAGACGAAGAGAGCCGGAUCCGCGGCUGGCAGGGAAGUUGUCUUCCUCUUCUUCAAGAUGUACAGAACCAAAGUGGGCUUGAAGGACCGCCAGCAGCUCUACAAGCUGAUCAUUAGCCAGCUGCUCUACGACGGCUACAUCAGCAUUGCUAAUGGCCUCAUCAAUGAAAUCAAGCCUCAGUCUGUGUGUGCACCCUCAGAGCAGCUCCUGCAUCUGAUCAAACUAGGAAUGGAAAAUGAUGACACCGCAGUUCAGUAUGCUAUUGGUCGUUCAGACACAGUUGCCCCUGGCACAGGGAUUGACCUGGAAUUUGAUGCAGAUGUCCAGACUAUGUCCCCAGAGGCUUCUGAGUACGAAACAUGCUAUGUCACAUCCCAUAAGGGACCAUGCCGUGUAGCUACCUAUAGCAGAGAUGGGCAGUUAAUAGCAACUGGAUCUGCUGAUGCUUCCAUAAAAAUACUUGACACAGAAAGAAUGUUGGCCAAAAGCGCCAUGCCAAUAGAGGUUAUGAUGAAUGAGACUGCACAGCAGAAUAUGGAAAACCACCCAGUUAUUCGAACUCUCUAUGAUCAUGUGGAUGAAGUCACAUGUCUCGCUUUCCACCCAACAGAACAGAUUUUGGCCUCUGGUUCAAGGGAUUAUACGCUUAAAUUAUUUGAUUAUUCUAAACCAUCUGCAAAAAGAGCCUUCAAAUACAUUCAGGAAGCCGAAAUGUUACGCUCCAUCUCUUUUCAUCCUUCUGGGGACUUUAUACUUGUUGGAACUCAGCAUCCUACUCUUCGUCUGUAUGAUAUCAACACCUUUCAAUGUUUUGUCUCUUGCAAUCCUCAAGAUCAACACACUGAUGCAAUAUGUUCCGUUAAUUACAAUCCUAGUGCCAAUAUGUAUGUAACUGGUAGCAAGGAUGGCUGCAUCAAAUUAUGGGAUGGUGUCUCAAAUCGCUGCAUCACAACUUUUGAGAAAGCACAUGACGGGGCUGAAGUUUGUUCUGCCAUUUUUUCCAAAAAUUCUAAAUACAUUCUCUCAAGUGGAAAAGACUCUGUAGCCAAACUUUGGGAAAUAUCAACAGGACGAACACUGGUCAGAUACACGGGCGCGGGUUUAAGCGGACGACAGGUGCACCGGACACAGGCCGUCUUUAACCAUACUGAGGACUAUGUGUUGCUGCCUGACGAAAGGACGAUCAGCCUCUGCUGCUGGGACUCGAGGACAGCGGAACGGAGAAACCUGCUGUCCUUGGGGCACAACAACAUUGUACGCUGCAUAGUGCACUCGCCCACCAACCCUGGGUUCAUGACAUGCAGUGAUGACUUCAGAGCCCGGUUUUGGUACCGUAGAUCCACCACUGACUAAGCUGCCGUCACUAAUAGGGUUCUUUCCUUGAGGGCUCUGCCCUCCCUCCCCCUGGGUCCUGUCACCAGCUUCAGUAGUAAUUCACUGUAUCAUCUUUGGCAGUUGUCCUGCCACCUCUGUCUACAUCCUUGGAUUUGUACAAAAGAAUCUUUUUACCUUGAUGUGGAAUCAUGGUGGAAAAAGUUGAAAACUCAGAUCUGUGCAGUUGUUCUGCAUUCACUGAUUACAGUGUGAUUUUCAUCGGUUUUGUAAAUACAGGACUUGCCAUUUCUUUUUAAUCUCUUGAUCGUUUGGAGAAGGAUAGAGCAUUAAAGUGCUUUCUAGAUCUCAGUCUGUCAUGAGGGAUUUUCAUUUGGUUCUUUUGUCAACUUUUAUGCCUGUUCUACCACACUGUGUAUUUUCUUUCCGGAUACAUUUUAGCAGAUGGGUAGGCAUGCAGCUCUGAAAAUAUGGAGUUUUGUGCCAUAUUGAACCCAUUUUCGAGAAUUUCUCAAGUCUAUUCUAAAAUGACAUCUUUCUGAUAAUAAAGUUCAGAUCUACAAAUUUAGUGUUAUAUAUUUUUCACCUCAAUAAAAUUAAUGGCCAGUUUUAACUGAAGGUUUAUAGGAGCUGUUUCUUUCAUCAUACUCCCACAUGAUACUUUCAGUACCUGCAGAGCUUAUCUUUAGUAAAUGUAUUUCUGAUAAAGUUAUUACAAUUUGAUGGGAAACACAAUUGAAAAUAUAUUUGUUCUAAUCAAAAGUAGGUGAGCCAGCUAGUGCUACCAGGUGUUGCUUAUCUUCACAAAUGAUUAAUAGCGAUUGACUAUUCUUAUGUAAUUUUAAGUCUUUUCAGUUCUCCGGCAUGAACUGUUAACUUCUCUUCACAGAUGCAUGUGGUAACUGCAUCCUUAGAAGAUUUAUGCAAUUAACCAACUGAUACAUGUUUUCUCUUUCUUGAAGCUUUUUGGAAAGUGACAGUAUCUCUGGAUUUAGUUCUAGCUAUGUCGGAGAACCCCAAACCCACUUCAUAUAAACAUAGACUUUGCUUUAUAUUUAUCCCCCCCAAAAGUACCUCAUGAUCUGAGUAGAAGUAGCUAGAAAUAUGAUCUGGGAUUGUUUCUUUUUAAAUAGUAAAUAGAUUAAAAUAAAAGUAAUUGCUUUAUA
Messenger RNA from Cynocephalus volans (Philippine flying lemur), 2736 nucleotides. It is a transcript of the gene CSTF1, whose product is annotated as cleavage stimulation factor subunit 1. Gene Ontology annotation, biological process: mRNA 3'-end processing. Lineage: Eukaryota; Metazoa; Chordata; Mammalia; Dermoptera; Cynocephalidae. Gene Ontology annotation, molecular function: protein binding; RNA binding. Bases 296 to 1591 code for a protein of 431 amino acids. The record is from RefSeq and is a predicted model, not a curated record. Gene Ontology annotation, cellular component: mRNA cleavage stimulating factor complex. The transcript is spliced from 6 exons.